AUGGAUCCGUUUAAAAUUCUUACACAUGGCGUUAAAUUUGACGGUAAAAAGUUUCGUCGAGAGGUGAACAGGUUUAAGCCAAACACAAACGAAGAUAAAAAUAUUAAUUGCAAAGAAACAAUUGCUGCCAGUCCAAAAAAGAAAAAGCGCAAAAUCGACGCAGAUGAAAUCAGAAAGGAGCAUAAUAUAUUGCUUGAUGGCUCUGAUGGAAACUGCCCCAUUCUCUCAUUUGAAGAACUAAAAGUUGAGCCUUUUCUGAAGGAGAAUUUGCGCAAAAGUCACUACGAAAAGCCAACUCCAAUACAAAUGCAAGCCAUUCCACUCAUGUUGGACGAGCGUGAUAUAAUCGCCUGUGCACCUACCGGAUCCGGAAAAACACUUGCUUUUCUUCUACCUCUCAUCAAUCGUUUAGCUGCGCCGAAAAAAGAUGAGCCAAUGACUGAAACUCGAAUGGCCGACUGUAUGGAAACCAAAAUGGAAGUUCAAACAAAAGAGUUCACUGAUGAUCAUCGGAGUGAAUUUGUAUCCCAGUAUUUCAAAAACUGGAACGAAAAUGAUCAAAAUCAUUUUGUGCAAGCUUUACUUUCCGAGAUGUCCCACUAUCAACAUUCUCAAAUUAACCUAUUCCUCAAACCAAUGCUUCAACGAGACUUUAUCACCCUCCUUCCAAAAAAGGGCCUAGACCAUGUUGCGGAAAACAUUCUCACCUACAUCGACGAAAAAUCAUUGUGUUCAGCAGAACUAGUGUGCAAAGAAUGGCACAGAGUUAUCUCCGAGGGAAUGCUUUGGAAAAAGCUAAUCGAAUCAAGAGUUAGGUCAGACUCCUUGUGGAAAGGGCUUGCUCACCGUCGUGGCUGGAUAAAGUAUUUAUUCAAGCCUGUUCCUGGAGAACAACACCCUGACCACUACUUUUAUCGAAGAUUAUUCCCUAAAAUUAUUCAAGAUAUAAAGACGACGGAAAAUAACUGGAGAUGUGGUCGUCACACAUUGCAACGCAUCAACUGUCGAAGUGAAGGCAGUAAAGGCGUUUACUGUCUACAAUAUGAUGAUCAAAAGAUUAUCAGCGGACUUCGUGAUAAUACCAUCAAAAUAUGGGAUCGUAAAGGAUUACACUGUACUGAGAUUUUAACCGGCCAUACUGGGUCAGUUUUAUGUUUGCAAUACGACGACAAAGUCAUCAUAAGUGGCUCCAGCGAUGCAACAGUUCGUGUGUGGGACGUUAAAACGGGACAGAUGAUCAAGACACUAAUUCAUCAUUGUGAAGCUGUUUUGCAUCUUCGUUUCAACAAUGGAAUGAUGGUGACAUGCUCAAAAGACCGUUCCAUCGCUGUCUGGGACAUGGUCUCCCCCAAUGAGAUCAACCUGCGUCGUGUUUUGGUCGGCCACCGAGCGGCUGUGAAUGUAGUCGACUUUGACGAAAAGUACAUUGUCUCAGCUUCCGGUGACCGAACAAUCAAAGUUUGGAAGACCUCAGACUGUGAGUUUGUUCGAACACUAAACGGACACAAACGAGGAAUUGCCUGUUUGCAAUAUCGAGAGCGCCUUGUCGUCAGCGGAAGUUCAGACAACACCAUUCGGCUAUGGGACAUUGAGUUCGGAACGUGCCUUCGAAUCUUGGAAGGCCAUGAUGAGCUGGUUCGCUGCAUUAGAGUUGACAACAAGCGCAUUGUCAGCGGAGCUUAUGACGGGAAAAUUAAAGUUUGGGACUUGACUGCUGCACUGGACCCUCGCUCUCCUGCUGGGACUCUUUGUUUGCGUACUUUGGUGGAGCACACGGGACGUGUUUUUCGACUUCAGUUUGACGACUUUCAGAUUGUCAGCAGUUCACACGACGACACCAUUCUCAUCUGGGACUUCCUUAAUCCUGAAGUUAAUCAAUGUGAUUGA
This is a messenger RNA of Rhagoletis zephyria (snowberry fruit fly), 1887 nucleotides long. Lineage: Eukaryota; Metazoa; Arthropoda; Insecta; Diptera; Tephritidae. The record is from RefSeq and is a predicted model, not a curated record.